AUGGAAAAUAAGGUUCAAUCAAGUGUCAAUAUAGUAAAACCUUCCUAUAUAGUAAUCGAAAUUGAUAUUCCAUCGGAAUUCUUUAAAGUUGUACCUGUGGGCCCCAGUAGAAGUCAUACAUAUCACCUUCAUGCAAGUAAACAAGGUUCUGUUGGAAUAAAGGCUUCUUUACUUAGAGUUUUUGAUAAUAAUUCAAAGAAAUAUAAAUAUUUAGAAGACCUAAUUACAUUCAAAAAAAGGUUUCAAUAG
This is a messenger RNA of Dictyostelium purpureum, 249 nucleotides long. RefSeq lists its product as uncharacterized. NCBI's taxonomy places the organism in Eukaryota, Evosea, Eumycetozoa, Dictyosteliales, Dictyosteliaceae. The coding region runs from base 1 to 249 and encodes 82 amino acids. The transcript has 2 exons. The record is from RefSeq and is a predicted model, not a curated record.